CCCCAAGGCCCAAAGCUUUGCAAUGGAUGCAAGGCUAUUUGACGCUUCUCAGACGGGAGAUGUCCGACUUUUGCAUGAAUUGCUGGCAGAGAAUCCACUUCUACUCCAUAGAGUUGCGCUAACUUCCACAGAGAAUCCUUUACAUGUUGCUUCGAUUGCUGGGCAUGUCGACUUUGUCAAGGAGAUUGUGAGGUUGAAACCAGAUUAUGUUGAAGAAAUGAACCAGGAUGGUUUUAACCCCAUGCAUAUUGCAUCGGCCAAUGGGUAUUUGGAAAUUGUAAGGGAGAUGCUGAGAGUUGACAAUGACCGGAGACUCUGCCGGCUACAGGGAAGAGAUGAGUGGACUCCUCUUCAUUAUGCCGCUAGCAGAGGGAGGGUGGACGUAAUUAGAGAAAUUGUCAUGGCUUGUCCAGAAAGUGUUGAAGAUGUGACCGUACAAGGGGAGACUGUUAUUCACCUUGCUGUUAAGUGCAGCCAGUUUAAAGCAAUUAAUUAUUUGGUGGAAUUGGUAGCAGAAAGGAACAAGGUGAACAUCCUGAAUAUGAAGGAUAAGCAUGGUGGCGACUCAGUUCUUCAUCUAGCAACCCGGAAAAAACAACAUCAAGUGGUGGAAGGAUUAGUUGGCAAUGAAACAAUUGCAGGAGCCUUGGAAGUAAAUUCUGUAAACGAUAGGGGUCUCACAGCUUUGGAUCUGGUCUUCCCAAAUGAAACCGGUGAUUGGGAAAUGGAGGCAAUCCUUCGUGGUGCUGGAGCUUUGAGAGCAGGGGAUAUAGUCCACUCUGGUGUCCAAUUCUCCAAUUCUCAUAGCCAUAACCAUAACCACACGUCAUCAGAGACUCAUCAGUUGCAGCAGGAGCAGCAGAAGACAAAUAGGUGGGUAUACUUCCAGUUCAAAAAGAGCAGAGACAGUCCUAGCGAUGCACGUACCGCGCUGCUAGUUAUCGCUUCACUAGUGGCUACGGCCACCUUUCAAGUGGGACUCAACCCUCCAAAUGGAAUUUGGCAGAACAGUAGUGGUGUGAAUAAUAAUGGGACUCGCAGCAGCAAUGAACCAGUACACGAGGCAGGAAAGUCCAUCAUGGGUUCUUAUAGUGAAGUUUCAUUCGUCAUUUUUGUGGUUCUCAACUCGAUUGGAUUUUACUUCUCUCUUUACACCAUGAUCGUCCUCACAGCCAAUUUCCCUCUCCAGUUGGAGCUUCAAAUCUGCAUCAUAGCGGUAUACACCACCUACAGCACUGCGGUUAUCAACAUUGCACCAUCGUAUAACAGCAAGCUCUUUAUCAGCGUCUUCACGUUGGUUUUGCCUUUUUUGAUCGGACUUGCUGCCAAAUGGGCUAGACACCCUGUCACAAUCUGGCUUACAAAACCUCUCGGGAAAUGGAUCCAUCGGUUCUUUGAAUUAAUUGGGUUAUAAAAUUAUUAUUGUAAAUUGUUAUUGAAGGCAUCUUGUACAAUAAUGUGGAAAGAAAACAAAAUAAACAAGAAACUUUGAACUGAUUGUUUAUUUCCACUAUUUAUUUCGUAGAGAUAAAUAGUGUGGUUUACUGCCAUUUCAGAGCUUCCUUUUGAAUUGAAUCUGAGUGCAUUCAAACCUAGAAAUGUUGACUUUAUUAGUUUACUUCCGAGGAUUGACCCCGAUGCAGAUGUUCCACCAUAUAAUGUCACGAAAAUUCGACUGAAAGAUUAUUCAAAGUGUAUCCUGAAUCGUUAUAGGUAUCCAUGCUUAUAUAGUGAAGAAUUCUUUGACCUUGAAAAACAUAUUUUUGAGUUUUAACAGUGCUGCACCUCGGAUUCACGGGCAUUUGAACCUUGAGUAUGUCAAGUUAUUCUUCAUCUAUUGAGAAACUAGCCACCUGCUCGGGCAUAUAUAUAGGCACACUCCAAUAGAAUAAUGGAAGACAUACAUUUCUGGCAGACUUCUUCCAGGUAUUUGCAACUCUGUGUUUCUUAUCGAUAGUAUUAUUAUUAGUAUUCGUUUCCUAUUGGUAAUUGACGUUUGGAUGAAAACAGGAGGAAGAUUUACAUUUGGAGAAUGUGUACUAUUCAGAGAUGAAAGAUGCCGUUUCCUCGACACAGAUUGGGAGUGAUGCACUAACCUCUCGGAUGGAGUCUCGUCCACAGAUAGAGGAAGAGUACGCGCUCUACGGCUUACGCAGUAUCGAAGAUGGUUUUGGUUGUCCGGGAACUCUAGAACUUAGUCGGUAGAUGAUCCGGUUAACACACUCGCUGUACAUAGAAGUCGAUACCUUACUGGAUUAUCAAAAUAUGUCCUUGGAUUGUGUCGUUUAAGUGUUUGUAUGAUGUCAUAUUGUAUCUUGUAUUGCUUUUUGCUGUCACAGAAUAAUGGAAGUGUAUUUCAGAGAUUCUUAGUGCUUAUGCAACUGAGUUAAAAUUUGAUAAGAUCAA
This is a messenger RNA of Pyrus x bretschneideri (Chinese white pear), 2406 nucleotides long. RefSeq names its product ankyrin repeat-containing protein BDA1-like. Lineage: Eukaryota; Viridiplantae; Streptophyta; Magnoliopsida; Rosales; Rosaceae. Gene Ontology annotation, molecular function: protein binding. Bases 23 to 1414 code for a protein of 463 amino acids. The record is from RefSeq and is a predicted model, not a curated record. The transcript has 2 exons.